UAUCAUGGAUCUCUCUCGUCUCUCCGGUCUCUAGUUCCUUCCCUCCGUAGCUCCACAGUUUCUUUGUUUAGUGACCCUGCGGCUGUGGGUGAUCACAACACAAAUUCCCAAUGUCUUUCACUCCAAGAACACGCCCAAAAUCAGAAUCCCAAAACUCUAAACCCAAACCCCCAAAAUCAUCUUCUUCGAUUUCAUCACACAGUCUCUUAAUAGAACCAUCGCCGAGCUUCUUCCCAUCAAAGGGCGAGCUCUCGAGGCUAUUCGCGGUUGUUGCCAUUGCGGCAUCAGUAGCAAUCACCUGCAACGUCUUCGUCAACUUUCUCAAUCGCCAGCCAAAACCCUUCUGCGAUAACGACGCAGGUUUCGACAAUUCCUUAUCCGAUUUAUGUGAGCCUUGUCCAAGAAAUGGAGUAUGUCAUGAAGGCAAAUUGGAGUGUGCCCGUGGCUACAGAAAGCUUGGGAAGUUAUGCGUAGAAGAUGCAGAUAUCAAUGAAACAGCUAAGAAACUUUCAAAAUUGGAAGUAAAAAAAGUCUGUGAAGCAUAUGCUCAAUAUUUGUGCGGUGGAACUGGCACUGUUUGGGUUCAGGAGGAUGAAAUGUGGAAUGAUUUAGAUGAUUCUAAGCUAAUGGAGAAUUAUGGCUUGGAUAGUGCGAUAUAUGUGCAUGCCAAGCAAAGAGCAAUGGAGUCUGUUGAUAAACUAUUGGAGACGAGGAAAAAUAUAAAUGGGAGCAAAGAGUUCAAGUGUCCAGAGUCAUUAGUGGAACAUUACAAACCAGUUACCUGUUACAUCCGACAGUGGAUUGCUGAGCAUGCUUUAAUUUUGGUGCCAUUUACUGCAUUGCUUUUGGGAUGCACAUUGUUACUGUUAAGAAUCCGACGAAGACAUUAUCUAUCAGUUAGAGCUGAACAGCUUUACAACCAGGUAUGCGAUAUCCUUGAAGAGAAGGCCUUGACGUCAAAAGGUGUAAAUGUUGAGCAAGAAGCAUGGGUAGUUGCCUCAUGGUUGCGAGAUCAUCUUCUUUCACCCAGAGAAAGAAAGCACCCAUUGUUAUGGAAAAUGGUUGAGGAUUUGGUUCAGCAAGAUUCUCGUUUAGAUCGGUUCCCAAAGAUGGUGAAGGGUGAGUCUAAGGUGGUCUGGGAAUGGCAAGGUAUGACAGCGAUGUUAUGGGUUUUAGUUGUUAAUUUAAGCCUCAUUCCUAACCGAGCCAACCUUUCCUUCUCGUGAUGGUCAUAAGUCAGAUAACAGUUUGGUCAAUCAGGCUUUUCAUUCAGAUGUAUAUCUUGUCAGUAACCCAUUGGGGGGCUGACUCAGAUUUUAAGAUGGUUUUUGGCUGUCAAAGUACGAGUAUGCUUCUCCAAACUGCCAUUAGGAUACUGUCUUUUUAACUUGUUUCAAAUUAUUUACCCAAAAAAAAAAAAAAAUUGUUUCAAGUUGUGCCUGUCACUGAGGAUACGAGGUGGUGUGAUACUGCAAACCCACACAUCAAAUUCCUGACAUUUUGGAAGUCUUAUAAUUUUUUUAACCUUCUUUUUUCUUCGGGUCUCUUUUCUUUACCUUUGCAAGGGGGAGGGACAUUUCUCUGUUUUAGCUCAUUCAGUCAUAAGUAUGUGGUUACCCCUAUAUAUCUUACAUAUCACUAAGAUUGGGUACAUGCUAAGGUUAAAUAGCUUCAAAUAGGAUGAAAUAUUUUGCACGUGUAAUAGAGAAUAUAACGUGGUUGUUCUUUAAGAAUUUCAUCUCAUUCGUAUGCAAAAGUUGAACUUGUACUGCACAAAUAUGUUGAUCGGAAGCUAAAAACCAUGUCUGAUUUAUCAAUGGAUUAGACGGCUUGUCCACGUUUGGUUGGAUUGUGUACCACUUGUUUCAGAUUUCUUACUUCUAUUGUUAGUAAAAAUUGUUGUUUGUUAUCGGAAAAAAAAAUGUCCCAUUGUGCUUAUAAGUCCUUUGUGUGGCACUUCAAAUGAUCAUAAUUUCCUAUUCCUAGAAGAAACUAGUAUCAAGCUAUUAGAUUUUCACUGCUCAAUACCAUAUUGGUUAUCACUGUUUUGUUCCCAUUCUCUCUUUGACUCUCUCUCUCUCUCGCUCUCUAGUUGAAGGUUCUUUGAGCUCUUCAGGAAAGAGGAAGAAGCACGAGGAAAGCAAGCUGAAGUCAAGUGAAGGCACGAAUGUAUCUUCUAAUCAACAACGCAGGCCAUUGCAGUAUGGAUGCACAUUAACAAGCUCAAAGAGUCCUCUUGUGGCCCAGAAGCUUAGAUAAAUUGGAUCCAACAGUGGACACACUGUAAAUUUUCCCACAUUUGUUUUGAAGAGGUAAUGAUUGAGAUGUAUGUCCUUAUGUAUGGUUCAAAGUUUGUGUCUUGUGAUAAAGAAUCUGGAACUUGUAUCAAUAGGUUUUUGUCGAUAACUUGUAUUGGAAUAUUAUCAACAGAAGUUGAAGACGGAGAUCAGGUUGUUAGCGGUCCAAAUUUUCAUUUUUAUUUUCUAUUUACUUGGC
Molecule: messenger RNA, 2496 nt
Organism: Ilex paraguariensis (yerba mate)
Lineage: Eukaryota; Viridiplantae; Streptophyta; Magnoliopsida; Aquifoliales; Aquifoliaceae
Source: the annotation of a GenBank genome assembly